Molecule: messenger RNA, 2022 nt
Organism: Ricinus communis (castor bean)
Lineage: Eukaryota; Viridiplantae; Streptophyta; Magnoliopsida; Malpighiales; Euphorbiaceae
Product: pectinesterase
Exons: 2
Coding region: 37-1788 (583 amino acids)
Biological process (GO): cell wall modification
Molecular function (GO): pectinesterase inhibitor activity; pectinesterase activity
Source: RefSeq, a predicted model, not a curated record
GCUCACAUCAGUUUUUUUUCUAAUUAUCUAAGCCCAAUGCAAACAAUGCCAAGAAUUAGCUUCUCCCAUGCAAAGUGUAGCAGUACCAGAACCUGUUCAUUUCCUCUUAUACUUAUUUUUCUCAUUAUCAUAAAUUUCUUCUGCUCUGCUGUUGUAGCAAGCCCUAUUCCAUCUCAAUUCUCGAAGUUCUCAAGAUCGUCGUCACCUGCUGAACCAAAAAAAUCACCCAUUACUUCAUCUUCUGCUUGUAAUGAUAUCCCAUAUAAAUCAGCAUGUGAGUCUGUCCUUUCGUCACUGAAAACAACAAUCCCUACAACCCCAAAAGAGCUGUUUGAUCACUCUGUUCAUUACACCUUGAAGCAAGCUCGUUCUGCUUUUGAACUUGCUUCCACUGUUAGUCCCUCUAAUAAUGUAAAGGCAGCGGCCAAUACCCAUUUGGCUGCUGUUGCUGGUGGCGGUGGCGGGAUGAUUGAUUGUGUUGAGUUGCUUGAGGAUAGCUUAGACUUACUCUCUACUAUCACCAACCGCAAGAAUAACCCUAAACAUACCCAUAAUGAUGUCCAAACAUGGCUUAGUGCUGCACUUACUAAUCAAGAAACAUGCAUUGAAAGCCUUCAAAAUGAUAAAUUACUGUUUAAGUUAGAUAGGGGUCAGGAAAUGAUUCGUACGGCAAGAAAUUUAAGCCAACAUAUAAGUAAUUCUUUAGCGCUAUAUAUGUCUCAUUAUUAUAACACAAAAGAGUCUAAUAAGGGUGGCCGGAAAUUGUUGUCGGGGGAUGAUUUUCCGGCUUGGGUAUCAGAGUCGGAGAGGAUGCUUCUAGAAACUCCAGUGGCGGAGAUAAAAGCACACGCGGUGGUGGCAAAAGAUGGUAGUGGAACUCAUACGACUAUAGGAGAGGCAAUAGCUGAGGUGAUGAGUUAUUCUUUGGCAGGAGAGGGUGGUGGGGGUAGAAACGUCAUUUACGUGAAAGCAGGAACUUACCAUGAGAAUCUCAAACUGCCUACAAAGCAAAAGAACGUUAUGUUAGUUGGUGAUGGGAAGGGCAAAUCGGUCAUUACGGGUAGCAGAAGUGCUGAUGAUGGAUAUUCAACUUUCCAGACUGCCACUGUUUCUGUCAUGGGAGAUGGAUUUAUGGCAAAAGGCAUAACAUUUGUGAACAGCGCAGGUCCAAAUAAGCACCAAGCUGUUGCUCUUCGAGUUGCAUCAGAUAAAUCAGUAAUUUAUCAAUGCUCACUUGAGGCCAAUCAAGACACACUCUACACUCACUCUAAGCGCCAAUUCUAUAGAGACACAGACAUUUAUGGGACAAUAGAUUUCAUAUUUGGUAACUCUGCUGUCGUUAUUCAGAACUGUAACAUCUUUGCCAGGAAACCAUCAGGGGAUAAAAACUAUGUAACAGCUCAAGGUCGAACCGACCCGAAUCAGAAUACAGGAAUUUCCAUACACAAUUGCAAGAUAACAUCAGAAUCAGGUUCCAAGGUCACAUAUCUUGGAAGACCAUGGCAGAAAUAUGCCAGGGUAGUUAUAAUGCAAUCUUUUCUCGAUGGCUCUAUUAAUCCUGCAGGUUGGUUUCCUUGGUCCGGUAGCUUUGCCCUUAAUACACUCUAUUAUGCGGAAUACAUGAACUCAGGCCCUGGAGCUUCGACUUCCGGCAGGGUUAAGUGGCCUGGAUACAAGGGCAUACUCUCAUCGGCGGCGGCUCAAACAUUUACCGUUGGUAAUUUCAUUGAAGGCAAUAUGUGGUUGCCUUCAACUGGGGUGUCUUUUGAUUCAGGAUUGAUUGGUUAAAGCAUAUGAUUGUGGGAUACCCUUAGAACAUAUACAUGUAGGGCAAGCCUGUCCAUAAAAAUGUGCAUGUGUGCAUUGUUCAUGUUUAGCUACAUUGUCCUCUGGUUUCGAUUUUAAUGCACAUGGAACAAACGGAAAUAUGUAAAUAUAUCUCCAUGUGCUUGUACCCUAAAAUAUCAAUAUCAAGUCGAGGUGUGCUUAAGAUUGAUCAGCAGAUCACUUCACUUUUGGUCA